Molecule: messenger RNA, 2103 nt
Organism: Chanos chanos (milkfish)
Lineage: Eukaryota; Metazoa; Chordata; Actinopteri; Gonorynchiformes; Chanidae
Gene: capn8
Product: calpain 8
Exons: 21
Coding region: 1-2103 (700 amino acids)
Biological process (GO): proteolysis
Cellular component (GO): cytoplasm
Molecular function (GO): calcium-dependent cysteine-type endopeptidase activity; calcium ion binding
Source: RefSeq, a predicted model, not a curated record
AUGUCAAGCAGAGCCCUACACCUAGCCUGGCGUAAGAACAGAGAGGAGGGAUUGGGAAGCAAUGACAAGGCUGUUCCCUUUAACAAACAGGACUUCCAGGCACUCAGGGAUCAGUGUCUGGAAAGAGGGGUCCUCUUCUGUGACCCGACUUUUCCUGCUGAGCCUGACUCUUUAGGGUACAAUGAGCUUGGACGUUACUCCUCAAAAACCCGUGGUGUGGAGUGGAAAAGACCCAAGGAGCUGUGCUCAAACCCUCAGUUCAUUGUCGGAGGGGCCACAAGGACAGAUAUCUGCCAAGGAGCUUUAGGAGACUGCUGGUUACUGGCAGCCAUUGCCUCUUUGACCCUAAACAAGGACAUUCUUGCUCGAGUUGUUCCUCCUGGACAGAGCUUUGAGGAGAACUAUGCUGGAAUCUUUCAUUUUCAGCUUUGGCAGUAUGGAGAAUGGGUGGACGUUGUCAUUGACGACCGGUUGCCCACCAGGGAUGGGAAGCUGCUGUUUGUUCACUCUGCAGAAGGUUCUGAGUUCUGGAGUGCUCUGCUGGAGAAGGCCUAUGCCAAAGUUAACAGCUCAUACGAGGCCUUAUCUGGAGGCUGCACCACAGAGGGGUUUGAAGACUUCACUGGGGGAAUUGCCGAAAACUAUGAUUUGCUGAGGGCUCCUCCACAUCUAUUUAAAAUUAUUCAGAAAGCUCUAUACAGGGGCUCCCUCUUGGGUUGCUCCAUUGAUAUCACCAGUGUGUAUGAGACAGAGGCAGUAACGCGGCAGAAGCUGGUGAAGGGUCACGCCUACUCCAUCACCGGGGCGGAAGUGGUCCAUCUGUAUGGGAGUCCAGUUGAGCUGGUUCGGAUCAGAAACCCAUGGGGUGAAGUGGAAUGGACAGGCCCCUGGAGUGAUGACUCCAGAGAAUGGGAUGGUGUCAGACCUGAAGAAAAAUCCAAACUGGAUUAUUGUGCAGAGGAUGGGGAAUUUUGGAUGGCCUAUGCAGACUUUCUCAAGCAGUUCUCCAAACUGGAGAUUUGUAACCUGACUCCAGAUACACUGACUAGUGAUGAAGUUGGUCGGUGGAGUUAUUACCAGUUUGAGGGUAACUGGAGGGUGGGUUCCACAGCAGGGGGCUGCAGGAAUCACCCAGCCACAUUCUGCUCCAAUCCCCAGUUUGCCAUAAAACUGGAAGAUGUGGACGAUGACCCUCAUGAUGGAGAGGAUGGAUGCACGUUUCUCGUGGGUCUGAUGCAGAAGGACGGGCGCAAAGAGAGGAGGUUUGGACGUGACCUAAAUACAAUUGGUUUUGCUAUCUACCAGGUUCCUGAUGAGUAUAAGGGCUGCACUAACAUCCACCUGGGUCCAGAUGUGCUAUUGCGUCAGAGAGCCAUCGCUAUGAGUCACACUUUUAUCAACUUGAGGGAGGUUUGUGACCGUUUCAAGCUACCACCCGGUGAAUAUGUCAUCAUACCGUCGACCUUUGAGGCUCACCGCAAGGGCAGCUUCGUCCUGCGCGUCUUCUCUGAGAAACACGCUCACACCAGUCCUAUGGAGGAGGAUGUUACUGGAAAAGUCGAGGAGGCUGAUGUUGGAGAGAAAGAUGUGGACCCCCAUUUCAAACACCUGUUUAUGAGGAUUGCUGGAAAUGAUUCUGAAAUCUCUGUUCAUGAACUUCAGCAGAUUUUGAACAGAGUUGUGACUCAUAGAAGUGACAUCAAGACAGACGGCUUUAGCAUGGAGACCUGCCGUCACAUCAUUAGUCUGAUGGAUACAGAUGGAAAUGCUAAACUGGGCCUGGUUGAGUUCCACAUUCUAUGGAUGAAAAUCCAGAAUUACAUGGACAUUUUCAAGAAACAUGACUCUGAUAAUUCUGGUACCAUGAGCACACAUGAGGUCAGGACUGCUUUGACUGAAGCAGGGUUUCAGCUCAACAGCAUCGUGUUGGAGGUAAUCGUUUCUCACUACGCUAACCAGGAGUAUGCGAUUGAUUUUGACGGAUUUGUGACCUGCUUGAUUCGACUGGAACUGCUCUUCAGAAUGUUCAAAACACUUGAUAAGAACGACACUGGGAAGAUUCAGCUGGAUAUAGUUCAGUGGCUGUGUUUGGCUCUCCACUGA